Grammomys surdaster is the source of this 4572-nucleotide messenger RNA. RefSeq names its product WW domain containing transcription regulator 1 (gene Wwtr1). The record is from RefSeq and is a predicted model, not a curated record. NCBI's taxonomy places the organism in Eukaryota, Metazoa, Chordata, Mammalia, Rodentia, Muridae. The transcript has 7 exons. Gene Ontology annotation, molecular function: protein binding; transcription coactivator activity; transcription corepressor activity. Bases 1 to 1359 code for a protein of 452 amino acids. Gene Ontology annotation, cellular component: cytoplasm; nucleus. Gene Ontology annotation, biological process: positive regulation of transcription by RNA polymerase II; hippo signaling.
AUGCAUAAUUCAACAGCUCCACUUUCGGCCCGCCUCUUUCCUAGGGGUGGGAGUUUGCUGCAAACUUUGUUUAUGGGACAGUCCGAGAGCCGCGGCGGCCGAGCUCGUCUACGUCUUCUCUGUCGCUUCCUCGCGCAGAGCGAGCGCCGGAGGCCGGCUCCGGGGAUAAAGAUGAAUCCGUCCUCGGUGCCCCAUCCGCUCCCGCCGCCAGGGCAGCAAGUCAUCCACGUCACGCAGGACCUCGACACGGACCUCGAAGCCCUCUUCAACUCUGUCAUGAACCCCAAGCCCAGUUCGUGGCGGAAAAAGAUCCUCCCGGAGUCCUUCUUUAAGGAGCCUGAUUCGGGCUCGCACUCGCGACAGUCCAGCACCGACUCAUCGGGCGGCCACCCCGGGCCUCGACUAGCUGGCGGCGCGCAGCACGUCCGCUCGCACUCGUCGCCCGCAUCCCUGCAGCUUGGCACCGGUGCGGGCGCCUCUGGAGGCCCUGCACAGCAGCAUGCACAUCUCCGCCAGCAGUCCUAUGACGUGACCGACGAGCUGCCGUUGCCCCCCGGGUGGGAGAUGACCUUCACAGCCACUGGCCAGAGAUACUUCCUUAAUCACAUAGAAAAAAUCACCACAUGGCAAGACCCUCGGAAGGUGAUGAAUCAGCCUCUGAAUCAUGUGAACCUCCACCCCUCCAUCACUUCCACAUCGGUGCCACAAAGGUCCAUGGCAGUGUCCCAGCCAAAUCUCGCGAUGAAUCACCAACACCAGCAAGUCGUGGCCACUAGCCUGAGUCCACAGAACCACCCAACUCAGAACCCACCCACGGGGCUCAUGAGUGUGCCCAAUGCACUGACCACUCAGCAGCAGCAGCAGCAGAAACUGCGGCUUCAGAGGAUCCAGAUGGAGAGAGAAAGGAUUAGGAUGCGUCAAGAGGAGCUCAUGAGGCAGGAAGCUGCCCUCUGCCGACAGCUCCCCAUGGAAACCGAGACCAUGGCUCCUGUCAACACGCCUGCCAUGAGCACAGAUAUGAGGUCUGUCACCAACAGUAGCUCAGAUCCUUUCCUCAAUGGAGGGCCCUAUCAUUCACGGGAGCAGAGCACAGACAGCGGCCUGGGGCUAGGAUGCUACAGUGUCCCCACAACUCCAGAAGACUUCCUCAGCAACAUGGAUGAGAUGGACACAGGUGAAAAUUCUGGUCAGACACCCAUGACCGUCAAUCCUCAGCAGACCCGCUUCCCUGAUUUCCUGGACUGCCUUCCAGGAACAAAUGUUGACCUCGGGACUUUGGAGUCUGAAGAUCUGAUCCCCCUCUUCAAUGAUGUAGAGUCUGCUCUGAACAAAAGCGAGCCCUUUCUAACCUGGCUGUAAUCACUACUGUUAUAACAUGAAGCAGCUGUUUGCUAACGUGUCCUGGGCCUUGCGGACCAAGCCAUGGAGCGGAGCGGGCCUGCAGCUGCCGGCCUUCUGCCUUCAUACUCACACUCCUUGUCCAUGUGGCCACUUAAUCAUUGCCUGGUUGUGAUUUGCAGGAAGACACAGAAAUAAAUAUUCUCUUUUCAUUUUCUGCAAGCCUGCAUUUCUGUGGCAGAUAAAAAGCAGGAUUGAUUGUGCAGAAUAACUUUUUAGAAAAUGCCCGCUGCCCUAUGGCCGAGCUUUAUUGCAGUUAGCUUAAAUUCAUUUAUCAAUUGGUUCUAAGCCAUAAAAAGCUGACCUCAGGCAGUGAAUUCUGAUAGGCAGCUUGGUCCAGGAAGUGUACACAACGACCUGAUUUACAGUUUCAAAAACUGUACUGAUAACAGUAGUAACAAAUGCUUUAAAACUUAUUUAACUUGAUCUUUUUUAAAAAAAUCAUUGUAUGGAUAGUAAUUUUCUCCUGUAGAAGAUACAGUGUAGUUUGGAAUCCAUGCUGGCUCUGAUGGCUUCUCUUAUUCUGUGUUAUCACCUUUCAUCAUUUUCCUGCAUAGCAGCUUAGUCCUGUGAGCAGGAGGGUAACUGAACAUCUGUCACAAUUCUUGCAUCAGACAGAUCAUGUGAAAGAGACCAGUUUGGUUCCAGUAUCAAUGAUUACAGAACAGAACUAUUUUUUAUUGCAACUUGGAUUUUGUUUUCAAAAUGCAGCUUAGAAUUUGAUGUUUGUUUUUAUAUAUACAAAAUAAUAAUUUUGUAGCUAUUACAAAGGGUAGCCAAAUGUUUUUGAUAAAUCAGAGGCAACUAUGUUUUUGUGUUUUGAACCUGUUCUGAAAACAUCAGGCCAACGUUAGCCGCAGCCUGAUGACCCUUGAGUUUCGUAUGCUGCAUUUUGUAUUCUGAGGCCUUAUUAGUUCUGCUUUCCAGAUUUCAAGUGUUUAAAAAUAAUCCUGUCUAUGAAACUGUUUGAAGAAUGAAGCAGAUGUCUGAUUAACAUACACAGAAAGGCCCUUGUCAGGGCAUGUGAUGUAGAUUUGUAUUUCUGAAUUCAGUUAAAUUGAUUCCUGUACUAUCCUAAUCCUUUUGCUAAGUUGGUAAGAAAAAAAAUCUAAGGUAUGUACUCAAUACCUCUCAUGUAACCAACAUAUUCCUUAUUUUGUUAGCUUUUUAAGGACUGAGAGUUUCAUGUCCAUCUGGCAGGCAGUCUGCCUGCACUUGCAAUGAAGUCCUUAGCUGUUUAGUAUUUUGAACUGACAUUAUUUAUAAUCUAUGAAUUUAAUCUCUUUUUUAUUUUUUGAAAGACAUCAAGAAUCUGUAAGGAAGCUUUCAGUUGCUGUGAGCAUGAAGGUUUCUUUGUUGAGGAUCUUCAGUAAGAUCCCUUUUGAUCCAUUGGAAUAUAAAUGCACAGAGUACAUUUGAUCUUGGUGGGAAGAGGCAAGUUGAAAGGUCAGAGGCAAAGUAGCAUAGCUGGGGAACAUGGCAGAAAGGCCAGUUGAUGAAGCAGACAUGUCAGAACCCCUCAAAAACAAGGCAAGCAAGACUGUGUGAGAGUGCCCCAAAGAGCAAAGCAACAAUUUUCUCUCGAUGCCUGUGUGCUGUUAGAGAGAAGAGGGUUAGGGUGCACUUUACCAGGGAAGGGCAGAGGAGGAAGGGGUGGGGAUGUGACAUUGUCUAUGUAUUGCCAAGGGUCUCACAGACAAGAGCAUGGACUACUGUGGCUUCUGGCACUCUUAAAGUGAUUUUUCUUUUUCUGAAGGAACCCCAAUUUAUGUCCAGGUAAUUCCUUGCUCUCUCUGAGCACUCCCAGAGAAGCACGUAGGUAUUUAUGUUGCUACUAGGUUGAAAGGGAGCACUCUUUUGUUUCCUCUUUUGUUAGCAGAAGUUGCAAAAAAAAAAAAAAGAGUUGUACAUUCUUUCUGAGGAAAACCAAAAACAAGCCAAAACACAAGGGACCUAACAAAACUCGACAAUGUUACUGUAUUUAAAAAUAUUUUUCUAGAUGCAUUUCAGGUUAUUAAGUGUAAAAAACAAAAGAGAUUCUUUUUUAAAAAUUUAGUUAAAUCAUAAAUGAUUUCUGUUACCAAGUUUUAGAAGCAAUUUUCUAGUAAGCUUGUGGCAUUAUGAAAUACUAGAAUAAUUUUCUUAGUAAAUUAGUUUAAACCUUUUAAAUUAAUAUAGUAUUUUUCUAGAAUGAAAUAUGGCCCUUGACUGUUUACUAAUAGAUAAAGCCAGAUAUCAUAAUUGUUGUUUUUAAGAACAUAAAAUGUGCUUUGUUACAGAAGACUAAAGCUAGAAAUCAGACUUUUGUUUCUAGUUCUGAGUGAACCCAAGACUUCAUGUGUGUUGGGCGAGUACUCCCCAGUGGAGCGUCAUCCCCAGCCCUCAGAGCAGUCUCUCAGUGGUUCUUCAACAUUAUUAUAAGUAUUAAUACUUUCUAUGAAUUCAUAAUAAGGUGCUAUUCAUAUACUGUAUCGCCAAUUCUCAGACUAUCUAGUCUUCUAUGUCCUAAAUCAAUAAAUUUUACCAUGUCAUCUCCAAAUUUUGUCAUAGAAUAGAGACAUUUUUUAAAGUUGGAUUCAAAACACGUUUUUCUUGAUAAGAUACACUUUACUGAAGCAUUUAAAUAGCUAAACAUCCUGUCAUUUGUUAACAGUAGGUGAUAUUUAGGCCAUGUUUCACAGUAGUAUCUAGGAUAGAAAAUGUAUUUCUUUCAAUGAUUUCUCAGUGUGUGAGAAGCACAUAAAACAGAGUAAGCCUUAGCCUCCUGGGCACUGCUCAGCAGAACGGAAUCUGCAGAAGGUGAUGUGAAGUGACGGACAUGUCACGGAGUACUGCGUUUUGUGAUGUAAUCAGAAGUAACUUCUGAAAGUACAACUUUCGUGAAACAAAACAAGCCAUUCAGAAAGGAAAACGGUUAAUAUAAAAUGGUGAUUGACGGAGACCCCUUCCCUGACACUGUAUUAUACAAUGUGCUAAUACUUUAACUUAAUUUUUUUUUAUUUUUACUUCUACGAUUUACCAAAUGGGACCUGUAUUGUUGAUUUAUAAUCCAGUAUGUUCUACAUACAGGAACUGUGCAAACAAAUUCAUCAGAUCAAGCCAUUUUAUCUAGAGUUUGGUACAGGUUUUACUUCUCAAUUCUCUAUAAAAAAAAUAAAUACGAUUGAACUUCCA